Molecule: messenger RNA, 558 nt
Organism: Theileria annulata
Lineage: Eukaryota; Apicomplexa; Aconoidasida; Piroplasmida; Theileriidae
Exons: 1
Coding region: 1-558 (185 amino acids)
Biological process (GO): mitochondrial proton-transporting ATP synthase complex assembly
Cellular component (GO): mitochondrion
Source: RefSeq, a predicted model, not a curated record
AUGUUAUUAAGUGGAAUUAGAUAUAGUUUGAAUAAUAUAAAAUUGAAUGAUAUAAUGAAAUUACAAUUAUUGAAAAAAUUAUCAAGUAAAGAUAUAAUAGAAAUAUGGAAAUCAAAGAAUAAUGAGAAAAUAUAUUCGACAGUAAUGAAUUCGGAAAAAUAUAUGAAAAUAAAAACAAAUAGUAAAAUAUGUAAAAAUUUUAUUAUACCAAUAAAAUUUAAUGAAAAUUAUUAUAAUAUUUUUUUACAAUUUAAUGAAAAAAUUAUAUUAUUUACUUCAUUAGAUUAUAUACACAAAUUUGGUAUUAAAAAUACUAAUCCAAUUAUAUAUAUGACAUUUUAUGAUGAACUUGUCAAGACACAUGAUCUUAUAUUAUUAAGAACAAAUAUAUUAAAUAAUCAUUUAAAUAAAUUACAAGUAAUCAAUUUAAUCGAAAAUACUCUCAAAUUCUAUCUAGACUUUAAUUUAUUCCAAUGGGUCAAACUAUUCAAUUUAAAUCCUAAACAAUUCAAUUAUAAACAAUAUUUAAAUCAAAAUAAACAUAUCUUUAAUAUAUAA